GCUUGUAUUUGCUUCGCAACACUAGUCUGCAUUUUCAUAAAUCAGUCUCCCUGGUGUUCUACUUGUUCACUGAUCGAAAAUAAAAUGAAAACCGUGGUAUUUCUGUCAAUAUGGCUCAUUGGGAUCGUCCAUUGCAGUGACCACAGUAAUGAGCCCUCCGAAGAGACCAUCAAGCGGGGGUUGAGUGCCAAGUGCGCUGCCCGAGAUACAUCCUCAUGCAUCGUCCACGAGCUGGUCGGAUACGUCGAUAGGAUGCUGAAAACUGCCGCAGUCCAGAUCAGUGACGACGUCUUGAUUGUCGAUGAGAGUAAUGGCGCAGCAGCGUCGUUGCCAGUGAAACCAGAAUCCCUAGCCAGAGCCGGCUCGACUAUCGAAGACCAAGCCCAACAACUUAUCAUGGAUAAGCUAUGGAACUUCGCGACCACCAGGUCUCUGAGGUACAGGCUACUGAACAACGCGGACCUGGUGAUGUCUGGUAAAGAGAACAAUGAUGGAAACUUCGGUAUUGGAGUAUCUCUCAAAGCACCGAAAGCAAUCGAAACAGGUCGCCGGCAAAACAAAAUUGGACCCUUCAUAGGUCUGGCAGCCAUGAAGAUUGGGGUCCUCGGCGCUUUGUUCUUUAAGGGGCUCACGCUUAUGGUCGGGAAGGCUCUCCUUAUAUCCAAGAUCGCUUUACUUUUGGCCACCGUUAUUGGACUUAAGAAGCUAUUCACUCAUCAGACUAUCGUCAAAAAGGAUUAAUCGUGACGGCGGACAGAUGAAUGAGGUUGCAGCUUCCACACGGAUAACGUGAAUCAGAGAUCUAUUACACGAUUUUUGGAAAUCAAGCCAUAUGUAUGGUUUUGAACAAGAAAUGUACUUGUACUUUCAUUACGAAAGAAACACCGUCUAAUCGUUUUUGUUAGUUUUUGAAGUGACAUUGACGUUUGACGUUGUCAAAUUUUGCAAGCUGUCAAAUUCAAAAAUGGAAUAAUGAGUGACAGAAAUAGUGUAAUAGCUCGAUUGCCAGUGUAAAAAAAACAUUAAUUGUUAACUCGAUUUCUGAGGUACCCACGAGCACUGUAAAUAGCACUAAUUUAUUUAUUUAUUUAAUAGCUAACAGUUAAAUUAUAUUAUGUAUCGCUGCUCCGCAUUUAAAGAUACUAAGUAUUAGUCUUAAAGUAAUUGAAUUAGCAUAGUUAACGCAUUGUUACAGCUGUGUACUAAUGUUUUGUUGUUAAUUAAAUUGAAUUAUUAUAA
Bombyx mori (domestic silkworm) is the source of this 1239-nucleotide messenger RNA. RefSeq lists its product as uncharacterized. The transcript has 5 exons. Gene Ontology annotation, cellular component: membrane. Lineage: Eukaryota; Metazoa; Arthropoda; Insecta; Lepidoptera; Bombycidae. Bases 85 to 741 code for a protein of 218 amino acids. The record is from RefSeq and is a predicted model, not a curated record.